CUUGACAUGACCUUAAGACUUAUUUUAGGCAGCCGGGACUGAUGGCUUAACGUGAUACUUUAUAGUUUUAUCGUCAUUCAACAUGAUAACAGUUUUCUCAACAUAUUUAUCUUGUUGAACAUUGUUCAAUAUAUUCGUAUAACUGUUUUUUCCUGAGUAUGUUAUCAAUUGUGACUUCUUGGACAGAGAUAGCUUGUCAGAGCCUGACAAGCUACCACCACCUACAGCCAUGAAAGUCUAUUCAUUGGAUACGCUGAGGACAUUCAUGAAGAGAAAGAUGCCCGACUCAAGACUACCAGCUGUUGAUUACCAACAUGAUAAUAAAUAUUGGAUACACAUUAAUGGAGGAUACAUAGCCGGCCCCAGUGUCUAUCAAGUUGGCAGACUCUGGGAUGAAGUGUAUGUGGCUGACAACAGAGAUCCUUUAAUCUGUCUACAGGACCAAUGGAACACAAAGACGGUAUUUGAGAACAAUGAAAAAUACAACAAUUACAAUUACAUUCUCCCCAGAGUGAUUGAGUUCUAUGGAGGAAAGAUGUACGAACUUGACCUUCAUUCCAUAAGGCAAUUAAUAUCAGAAAUUGGCCUCAGAGUUUGGAUAUGCACUCACGAGAAGGAUACAAUCCUCAGACUGGAGUUGUCAAUGGAAAUUCCUGCAGCUAAUAUAUCCGGCAUCAUACAUCCUCAAACUGUUAACAUAAGGCAAACAUAUUAUGACCAAUCACAUAAAAUUCCCAUCAUGCAGCUCAAAGAGACAUUCUAUGUCAGUGCUAGUACUUCAAAAAUAAUCAAAUAUGACGGGGAAUUGGCCCUGAUUGACAACAUGAAGCUUGACAAAAUAACCGGAACGGGUCUACAAGUGCCAGUUACUGGAGAGCCAGCUCCAAGCAAAACAAGUUCCGGAGUUUUCUCAUCCAUUAGAGGUUGGUUUCGUCCUAAAAGUGGCAGAGUCAAGCCAUGAUGAAUAUCUUGUGUGAAUACUUCAAGCUGUUAACAUAGGUUGAAUGACAAGUGUUGGUGUAAUAUUCAUGAGAUAUUAGAUUAAAUGAUUUGUGAAUGUUUCCUAUUUUAGUGAUAAUGUGAAA
Nilaparvata lugens (brown planthopper) is the source of this 1085-nucleotide messenger RNA. RefSeq lists its product as uncharacterized. The record is from RefSeq and is a predicted model, not a curated record. Lineage: Eukaryota; Metazoa; Arthropoda; Insecta; Hemiptera; Delphacidae. The transcript has 5 exons. Bases 230 to 961 code for a protein of 243 amino acids.